CCAGGCACACAUCGUCACCUAGGGCCAGACUCGUCUGCAUCAGUACUAGAAACUGUACAGCUCACCGGGGCCGCUGCCGUUACUCACUCCUUUAGUUAAGGACUUAGAAUUUGUGAUGCGGCACAAGACGGAUCACAUCACUGUGAUGUAACCGUGUGUGACCCCAAAACAAAACCCCCACAUGUGUUGUACAUACCCCAUCCUCCCUGCCACCAACAUGCCCAAGAAGAAGACAGGACAGAGGAAGAAGGCUGAGAAGCAAAAGGCAAGACAGAAGGAGCUGAGGAAGGGUCGGGCCAAUCGCUCCUUGGCGGAUCUGCCGUGCAACUCUGUGAUGGAAUGUGACAAGUGCCAGCGGAGGCAAAAAAACCGAGCAUUCUGCUACUUCUGUCAGUCCCUGCAGCGGUUGCCUCAGUGUGCUCAGUGUGGCAAGGUGAAAUGCAUGCUGAAGACUGGUGACUGUGUCGUGAAGCAUCCCAGUACCUUCACCACCGGCCUGGGUAUGGUGGGCGCCAUCUGUGAUUUCUGUGAGGCGUGGGUGUGUCAUGGGCGGAAGUGUCUCCAGACUCACGCCUGCACCUGUCCCCUCAUGGAUGCUGUUUGUAAUGAGUGUGAGCGUGAUGUGUGGAGCCACGGGGGACGCAUCUUCCGGUGUCACUACUGCCAGAACUUCCUGUGUGAGGAUGACCAGUUUGAGCACCAAGCCUCCUGUCAAGUUCUGGAGCAGGAGUCCUUCAAGUGUCAGUCUUGUAAUCGCCAUGGCCAAUACUCCUGCCUGCGCUGCAAGACCUGCUACUGUGAGGAGCAUGUCAGGAGAAAGGGCGUUAAGUACGACAACCGUCAGAAGCUGCCGUGCCCCAAGUGUGGCUUUGACACCGAGGAGACCAAGGAACUCAGCAUGUCCACACGCACCCACAAGUUUGGCCGGCAGCAGAUGGACCUUGAUGACGAUGGUGAGGGAGCCGUGGGAUAUAGGUACAAUGACUACAGUGAGGACUACUAUGAUGAUGAAGAGGAAGAGGAGGAUGAAGAGGAAGAAGAAGAGGAUGAUGAUGAGGAGGAGGAGUCUGAGGAGGAGGAGGGUGAUGAAAGCAAGAGUAAAUUGCCUCAGUAAACCUAGACUUUGUUACUCCUUGAUGUCAGGUGAAUGAAUAAAGGGUUGGUGGUCUCUCUUGUUUCUUGAGUCUUCCUGGGAGGACUUCGCUUUCAUCACAGUUUUUAUAGGUUUGACAUUUGCACAUUCUCUCUCUCUCUCUCUCUCUCUCUCUCUCUCUCUCUCUCUCUCUCUCUCUCUCUCUCUCUCUCUCUCUCUCUCUCUCUCUCUCUCUCUC
This is a messenger RNA of Scylla paramamosain (green mud crab), 1331 nucleotides long. RefSeq names its product zinc finger protein 330 homolog (gene Noa36). Gene Ontology annotation, cellular component: nucleus. The record is from RefSeq and is a predicted model, not a curated record. The transcript has 8 exons. NCBI's taxonomy places the organism in Eukaryota, Metazoa, Arthropoda, Malacostraca, Decapoda, Portunidae. Bases 182 to 1114 code for a protein of 310 amino acids. Gene Ontology annotation, molecular function: zinc ion binding.